GGUUUCCAAGUGAUUUCGAAGUUCAAACUUUUGAUGAUUCUUUGAACCACUGUUGUAAUCCACGAAGUGUAAAAUAACAGCUACACCACCAACGUCCAUCUCGAUCCUGAAGCCUAAGGCAUCUCCGGUCGAGUUCGCCUUGUCUAUACUGUAAUUCAAAGUUCCAGCUCGACUGGAAAUAACCAUAUCUGUUAUUGUAACAACAUGAAUCUGAACGGCGUUCUCUACGCUUCUUUCCUCCUUCCGGUCUUCUUCACUAUCGAAUGCACCAGAGGCGUUCUCUACGUCUCUGACAGAACGCCUGGCAGCGGUCCAUUGCGCUUGGUCGUCUUACUGCUCAACAUCCUCGCCUUUGGCCCGCUCCGAGUGAUUUUUGGGUGGGUGUUGUUGGUCGUGUGGUUGCCUGUCCGAGCUACUUUGUGGUUCAUGGGUAUAGGAAGGGGAGCGCCAAAGAAAGGCUCGGCAGCUGCGACAGCGCGAUUCUAUGAAUUCAAGAAGAGACGAGCUAGGAACAGGCGAGGGGAUCCAAGUUGAUUUGGAAGACCUUGAGGUAUUGUUGAUUGUAUGUACCUCUAGAAGUGUAUUGUGUCUUGCACUAGUACCACUGUACAUUGUUGUUUCAUGGUUGUUGUCGUUUUAUCUUAUAUUUAUGCUCUCUUUCGAAGUGUAGCUUCCCUGCAGGAGCCAUUAAACCCUACAUAGACUCAACGUUGUCAACACCGAACAAAAUGCUAUAUCAUUAUUACUCAUGGAAAGGUGAAAACCCCCGUUGAAAUUGCACAGGAUGAAGUAUAUGAGGGCAUAUUCGAGGACCUAACUUCGAGACUUAGUCUUUCGUCCCUCUUGGAUUUACCUCUGGUCGCUUUGUCGAAUGGCCAGACGCGUCGAGCACGCAUUGUAAAGGCUAUUUUGUCUCAACCGGAACUCCUCG
Molecule: messenger RNA, 931 nt
Organism: Suillus bovinus
Lineage: Eukaryota; Fungi; Basidiomycota; Agaricomycetes; Boletales; Suillaceae
Exons: 3
Coding region: 205-534 (109 amino acids)
Source: RefSeq, a predicted model, not a curated record